This is a messenger RNA of Photinus pyralis (common eastern firefly), 641 nucleotides long. RefSeq lists its product as uncharacterized. NCBI's taxonomy places the organism in Eukaryota, Metazoa, Arthropoda, Insecta, Coleoptera, Lampyridae. The coding region runs from base 36 to 464 and encodes 142 amino acids. The record is from RefSeq and is a predicted model, not a curated record. Gene Ontology annotation, molecular function: odorant binding. The transcript has 2 exons.
GUAGUAUUAUGAAUAUUGACUAACUGACCGUCACCAUGUACACCACUCUUCACGUGCUCAGUUGUUUAUUGAUACCCACAAUAACAGUGGCGAUUUCGGUAGUUCCAGAAGAGAUCCGGAUGGAUUGGGUCAGUACCGCUGAACCCUUUCGAACAGAUUGCGAAUGUGAGAGUGGGAUAGCGCCGGAUUUGUCGCAGCGAGUUCUGUCAUUAGCCGAUUUUCCCAACGACUCCUGUCUUAAGUCUUACAUGUUUUGCAUCGAUACGAAGUUAAACCUGAUCAACCCAGCGACGUACGAACUUAGAGUAAAUGAGUACGUAGAUCGCGUGGCAGGAGUUGACCAUACGAUCGCCUCAAAAUGCGUAAAUGCGACCAGUGGCCUCAAAGAUCCGCGCGAAAAGGUUUACCAAAUGAGUCUUUGUAUUGUAUUUUCUCUGGUGCAGCCUCCCAUUUCAAUUCCCUGAGGUGUUUCUACUAACCCCCUUUUCGUGUAGUGUUCACUCUAUUAAUUCUUGAAACCGUUUCGGAUGAAGGGGCCACAACUGUAUACCGUAAAUACUAUUUCAUAGUAACUUAAUUAAAAUAAUAGAAUUGAUGUGAUUCAGAACAAUCGUAAGAAAUAGAAACCUUGGGUUAUUGUA